Messenger RNA from Dictyostelium purpureum, 1917 nucleotides. RefSeq lists its product as uncharacterized. The coding region runs from base 1 to 1917 and encodes 638 amino acids. The transcript has 2 exons. The record is from RefSeq and is a predicted model, not a curated record. Gene Ontology annotation, biological process: regulation of translational fidelity; 'de novo' cotranslational protein folding. Gene Ontology annotation, molecular function: Hsp70 protein binding; ribosome binding. Gene Ontology annotation, cellular component: cytosol. NCBI's taxonomy places the organism in Eukaryota, Evosea, Eumycetozoa, Dictyosteliales, Dictyosteliaceae.
AUGUCAUUAACAAUUUCAUUAUCAUCCCCAAAAUCUGAUGACAAAGAAUUUAUUAUUGAUAGUUUAGGUUGGGACAAUUGCACUCAUCUUAUCGAACCAGUUGGUAAACAAUUCGAAUUAGUAUGGGCUAAAAUCCAAAAAGGUGAUAUCGAAGUCAUCGGUUUAGUCGACAGUGAUUCCGAAAAUAAAGAAGAUAAAUCAUCAGGUGAAGAAAGUGAGGAUUUAGAACAAUUCAAAAAGAAAUAUCACAGUAGACAAUUAGCAAAACAAGCUGAACAAGAUCAUUAUGAAAUUAUGGGUUUAGGUCAUUUACGUUGGAGAGCCAACGAUAAUGAUAUCAAACAAGCCUACAAAAAGAUGAUUUUAGUUUGUCACCCAGAUAAAAAUCAAGAUUUAGGUGGUAAUGAUGAAGCAUUCAAGGCCUUGGUUAAAUCAUACAAUAUUUUAAGUGACUUAAAGAAAAGAAGAGCUUAUGAUUCAUCAGAGCCAUUCGAUGACGAUUUACCAUCAGCUGAAGAUGUUGAAAGUGGUAAUUUCUACAAGGUAUUUGAACCAGUAUUCGAAAUGAACUCACGUUGGUCAUCAAUCCAACCAGCACCAAAACUUGGUGACGACAAGACUCCAUACGAUAGAGUUGUUAAAUUUUAUAAUUUCUGGUGGAGUUUCAAAUCAUGGAGAGAUUUUUCAUUCGAAGAUGACCACGAUUACGACCAAGCCGAAUGUAGAGAAGAAAAACGUUGGAUGGAAAGAGAAAACGAAAAGAAACGUGCUAAAUUACGUAAAGCUGAAGCUACUAGAAUUCAAGAUCUUGCAAACAUGGCUUACAAAAAAGAUCCACGUAUCCAAAAGAAAGUACAAGAAGAAGAAAACAAAAAGAAAAAUGCUAAAGAAGCCAAAGCUGAAGCCAAAAGAAAAGCUCAAGAAGAAAAAGAAGCAGCUGAAAGAGCUGAACGUGAAAGAGUCGAAGCUGAAGAAAGAAAGAAAAAAGAAGAAGCCGAUGAAAAGAAACGUAUUAAACAAGAACAACAAGCAAUCGUCAAGAAAAAUAAAGUUAAUUUUAGAAAUGCCUGCAACUCUUUACAACCAAUUCCACGUAUUGAAGAUGUCGAAUUAAUUAUUGCUUCAUUAGAAAACAUCCAAUUGGUUGAUAUCACCAAUGAAAUGGAUUCAAAACCAGACGGUGAACAAAAGAAACAAGUUUUCCAAAACAAUUUAAAUAUCAUUCAAGAGAAAGUUAGAGAACAAGAAAGACAAUUCCAAGAAUCACGUAAACAAAAUCAACAACAAAAAGAAGUUAAAGAAGAAAGAGUUUGGACUGAAGAAGAACUCCACCAAUUAGCCAAAGCUAUUCAAAAAUUCCCACCAGGUAUUCAAAAUCGUUGGGAAACUAUUGCUCAAUGUAUUCCAACUAGAUCAUUAAAAGAUGUUAUUGCUAAAGCUAAAUCAGCCCAACCAACUCAAGCUAAAGCUUUCACUAAGCCAGUCGUUCAAGUUGUCGGUUCUGAAUAUGAUAAAUUAAAAUCAAAAGUUGGUGAAAAAGAAAUUAAAUCUGCUUUGUCAUCAAAGGUUGAUUUAGGUCAAGUACCACCAAGUGAACUUGAUAAACCAACUGCCACUACUACUACCACCGCUGCUACUACUACUACUACCGCUGCUACAACUACCAACUCUACUACCACCGAAACCCCAGCCCAACCAGCUGAACAAAAAUCUGCUAAACCAGCUGCUAAAAAAGAAAAAGCUGUCGAAUGGACACCAGAAGAACAAAAACUUUUAGAAGAAGGUUUACAAAAAAUUGAUAAAUCUGCUGAAGAUCGUUGGGAUCAAAUUGCUGCUAAAGUUGGCAAAUCAAAGAAAGAUUGCGUUGCUCGUUAUAAAUAUUUGGUUACUUUAGUUAAAACUCAAGCUUCAAAAUAA